CUUUGGACCCGCCACUCCUCUCAGCUUCAGAGUAGUGAACUGUGGUGACAGGAAGGCCCUGUUUUGGGGGGACAGUGGGUAACGCUGCGAGCGUCCGUGGCGUGCCUCUGAGCGACUAGUUCCCAGAGUCUCCUCGGGCAGGAUAUCAAUGGAUAUUAUAAAGGGGAACUUAGAUGGGAUUUCAAAACCAGCCUCCAAUUCAAGAACACGUCCUGAGAGCAGGUGUUCAAAUACUUCUUUGGAGGUGCUCUCACCAGAGCCAGUGUCCUUCAAGAUUGAUACUGCAAUCAAGUUGAACUCUGAUAAAGAGAGCCACUCAGAAAGCAGUAAUACAGAGGGAAGUAGAAACAAUAAGGAUGAUAAAGGAGAAUAUUACUCUGAGAAUAAUAUAAAACUGGCUAAAGAAGGGUCAGAUGAAGAUUUGAACUUGGUUCAACAUCAGAUGAUUUCUAAAUGUUCAGAUGAACCCAAAUUAAAAGAAUUCGAUUCUCAACUUCAAGAUGCGAUUCAGAAGAUGAACAGGCUUGAUAAAAUAUUGAUGAAGAAACAAUAUAGAGAAAAAGAAGUUAAGAAGCAAGGUCUAGAAAUGAGAAUAAAGCUAUGGGAAGACCUUAAGUCUGCAAAACAUAGGGAAGCUUUGCCCAGUAAUGAAGAAAUGGAAAAUACAAAAAAGUUUCUAGCUUUGACUGCUGCAUCAGAACAAACUGUUGAUCCUUCUCGCUGUAAGCAUGAAGACACAGUUUUCUCAGUGUUUCAUACUCAAGUACCUCCAGAAGAAUAUGAAAACCAAAUGCAGAAUGCCAAUCAAGGUUUUACCUGUGAUGUGGAAAGAAAUGAGUCAUUGAUCAAAGCAGAAAAGAACCCCCUCUCAAAUACAGAAAAGAUUGAGCUCAGGGGUAAACACAGCCAGGAUUUUAUUAAGCGAAACAUUGAGUUGGCCAAGAAUUCAGGGAAACCAGAGGUUAUGAUCGACAGAGAGAAGAAAAGGCUGGUUGAACUUCUGAAGGACUUAGAUGACCAAGAUUCGGGGCUGUCCAGUUCUGAGGGUGAUCUGUCUGUCUGGCUGGUCCCAGGCGAAGGAUAUACACUGGCAGUCACCCAGCAUCAGCAGCUUGCUGAAAUAAAUACAAAGCUCCAAGAAUUCUCUGCAGCUUCCCCAACAACGUUCAGCUUUUCUCCAGGACUUGGACAUCAGAAUGAUCAGGAACCUGAUCUUAGUGAUGAUGAUAGAGAUAUGGAAAUAACUCCAGGGGAAAAGGUACUUCGAAACACCAAAGAGCAACGGGAUAUGCAAAAUCGGCUGAGAGAGAUAGAUGAAGAGUUGAGAAAGAUGAAGGAAGACGUGUUAGAUUCAGCAUCACUUCUCUCUGAGGAACAGUUAAGGCGUCUUCUGGAUGAAUGCACAUUCAAACAAAAAUCCAUGACUGGACUUUCUUCAGAAAGAGAAAAGGAAGACAUUGAGGAUAUAACACCUGAGUCCCCCCAGCUUUCCAGAUCUGUCCUCUCUGAGUUACUAACUGAGUCAGAAACAAAGGUCAGAAGCACCAAGGUGGGAGAUGCAGAUGUGCCCGAGAAUGCAGAAUGUGACACAUCCAUAGGCUACUAUCUCAGCAAAGCCCUGACUGGGCAUCACGUGUCACAGGCUCUUGUCAUUGAAGCUGAGAACAUGAAAUGCCUCCAGUUUCCCCGAGACAAGGUUAUUCGUGACACAGAGGACUAUUUUAUGUCGAAGACUCUUGGCAUUGGAAGACUGAGAAGGCCUUCUUUUUUGGAUGAUCCACUAUAUGGCAUCGAUGUGAGCCUUUUCUCUGAAGUCCAACAUCUGAAACCCAGACCUUCAGGGAAACCACAAACAGAUGAACAGGAGACUGAAGAUGCAACAGAAGAAUGUAUAGAAUCUUAAGAAGGACUUGCUGGGAUGUGAUGUAAGAAAGUUGGUAAAUGAAGUGAAAUUAUUCCUUUUCUGAAUCUUUGAAUUCAACAGGCAUUCCUCAUAUAAUGAUUUUAAUAUUUGGACUCUCUUUCUGGAUUGCAUUUCCUUGACAUUUUUGAGACUUGUGGUAUUUUUGUUCAGUGCUUUUUCUUUAUUGAAAUUCCUGGGAAAAUUGUUUUUUAUUGCUAAUCUUGCAACAUCAGGGAUAUAUUAUAGAAACCAAUAUUUUUUGUGUACAUACUGUUUUAAAACAAGUUGAUGUGUUGAUUGUUCUGUAUUUGAUUUUCUAUAUUACAACCUUCUCGUGAUUCAGAUAGAUUAAAUCACUAUGAAUUUUUGUUUUUGGCCCUGACGUUCCUUCUUUCCUCCAGUCUAAUGCCUGUUAAGUACAACUUGCCAUAGAAAUAAAGGAAUUUUCUCAACAAAGCAAUGUUAAGGUAGGCUUUCCUAUCUUAUUAGCAAUGAUACUUUUCUUAAGCAGGUGUUUGAAUUAUUUGAUAAAUAACUUUAAGUUUGUUAUCAUUUAGAGUUUACCUUUUAGAAUGCAGCAAAC
Messenger RNA from Myotis daubentonii (Daubenton's bat), 2486 nucleotides. RefSeq names its product fibrous sheath interacting protein 1 (gene FSIP1). NCBI's taxonomy places the organism in Eukaryota, Metazoa, Chordata, Mammalia, Chiroptera, Vespertilionidae. The record is from RefSeq and is a predicted model, not a curated record.